Messenger RNA from Racocetra persica, 425 nucleotides. The record is from the annotation of a GenBank genome assembly. Lineage: Eukaryota; Fungi; Glomeromycota; Glomeromycetes; Diversisporales; Gigasporaceae.
AUUUAUACGGCUGUGAAAAACUUAACAGUGAAAUUUUGUUAACGCAAUUCAUAAACUCAACAAAAAUUAGAAUUGCAAGAUUUGAUAAUAUAUUUGGAGAGGGUAAUAAAUGGGUUGGAAGGGGAGAGAAUGUUCUGGCUUCGUUAAUUCGUAAGGCCAUUUGCUCAGUUAAUAAACAAAGCUAUUAUGAAAUAGAGUUAAAGGAUUCUGAAGAUCAAUGCCAAAGUUUUUUAUAUAUCAAAGAUUGUAUCGAUGCUAUCCUUAGAUUAAUGGAAAGUGAUUAUUCUAAACCAUUAAAUAUUGGAUCCGGCAAUGCUGUUUCAAUAAGAGAAUUGGCAUAUAUUGCUUUCGAAACUAUUGGAAUAACAAGGGAAAAAGUUAAAUUGGUAAUAGAUGAGAACAAGACUGUAAAUGUUCAAAAAUAA